This is a messenger RNA of Helianthus annuus (common sunflower), 620 nucleotides long. RefSeq names its product histone H2B-like. Gene Ontology annotation, molecular function: DNA binding; protein heterodimerization activity; structural constituent of chromatin. Gene Ontology annotation, cellular component: nucleosome. Bases 84 to 509 code for a protein of 141 amino acids. The transcript has a single exon. The record is from RefSeq and is a predicted model, not a curated record. NCBI's taxonomy places the organism in Eukaryota, Viridiplantae, Streptophyta, Magnoliopsida, Asterales, Asteraceae. Gene Ontology annotation, biological process: nucleosome assembly.
CUCUUUCAGUCACACACAAUCGAUCAAACACCCCCAAAUUUCAAGCCCUAGAAUUUUAAUUUCGCUUUCACUCAAAAAUUUCAAUGGCACCAAAGGCAGAGAAGAAGCCCGCCGAGAAGAAGCCAGCAGAAGAGAAAGCACCGGCGGAGAAGAAGCCAAAGGCCGGAAAGAAACUGCCGAAAGAAGCCGGAGCCGCCGCCGCUGAUAAGAAGAAGAAGAGAUCGAAGAAGAGCGUGGAGACGUACAAGAUCUAUAUCUUCAAGGUGUUGAAGCAGGUCCAUCCUGACAUCGGAAUCUCCAGCAAGGCAAUGGGAAUCAUGAAUAGUUUCAUUAACGAUAUCUUCGAGAAACUCGCUCAGGAGAGUUCCAGGCUUGCAAGGUACAACAAGAAGCCCACCAUCACCUCACGGGAGAUCCAGACUGCUGUGCGCCUUGUUCUUCCCGGUGAACUGGCCAAACAUGCUGUUUCUGAAGGCACAAAGGCCGUCACAAAGUUUACCAGCUCUUAGGGGUUUCAAAAUAUUAGUUGUUUUAGGGUUCCGAGCCUUUAAAUUUGUAUUUGAUUGAAUCUGUUUGUUCAGUACAAAGUUAAUGAAAUAUGAUUUGUUUCCUGUUUCUAA